AUGGAGGUGCAGUGUUACCUAUUUGUGUUGCUAGGAUCCACGCUUUUUGUGGACAAGAGUCGUGAUCGCCUUCGUCCUGCGAUCAACUUGUUUCUGAAGGAUCAUCGACGAUUGACUGAUUACGCUUGGGGAGAUGGUGCACUAGCCUAUCUCUACAGACAGUUGGGAGUGGCCACAUGA
Molecule: messenger RNA, 180 nt
Organism: Linum tenue
Lineage: Eukaryota; Viridiplantae; Streptophyta; Magnoliopsida; Malpighiales; Linaceae
Source: the annotation of a GenBank genome assembly